Molecule: messenger RNA, 2632 nt
Organism: Lytechinus variegatus (green sea urchin)
Lineage: Eukaryota; Metazoa; Echinodermata; Echinoidea; Temnopleuroida; Toxopneustidae
Product: NK1 transcription factor-related protein 2-like
Exons: 2
Coding region: 357-1664 (435 amino acids)
Biological process (GO): regulation of transcription by RNA polymerase II; cell differentiation
Cellular component (GO): nucleus
Molecular function (GO): DNA-binding transcription factor activity, RNA polymerase II-specific; RNA polymerase II cis-regulatory region sequence-specific DNA binding
Source: RefSeq, a predicted model, not a curated record
AUCACGACUCCAGCAAACUCCAUUCCAAUGCCAUGAUUAGUGGUAAUGAAUGGCAUUGCGCCUGCGCAGUGAGAUGACUUUGCAUUGGUUUCCAGCUGGUAAGUGAGGUCAGUGUCUCGCGCGCACUCCUGCUUCAGUUUGACACAGAGAGCAUUUGAGGUGGGGGUAUAAACGACUAUCGUCUGCUAUAGAUACAACCAUCUAUUCAUUAGUGUGACAUCAUUACCACGCGUAGAAUUACAAGUCUCCUUCCACUGAUUUAUAUUGUGCAUACCAUUUGAUUUUAGAUUUUGAAAAAAAGAGGCGUAUGGGAAGUCUGGUUUAAUCAGCGUUACCAAGCAGUUGAAGAAUUCUCCAUGCUGGUUUUAACCCCUCCCCCGCGUAACAUUGGUGAUUUACCAGCAGAGAAGGAAAAGAGAAAUAUAGAAUCGAGAAAGGAGAUAAUGCAACCAAUGGAGAUGGAGGAGGCAACAAGGAGCCCUGGUCGAGGGGAUGAACAACGUAGUUAUUCGACUGGAGCUCGAUCGCCCACCGGGACCUCAGAUUCAAGCCCCGCCUCGAGCCCCCGGGCGACGCCACCCUCACCAGACCCGACAGCAGCAGCUAUCCAUACAUGCCAGCCUCCCAAGGAAAACCUAAAUCGUAACGCUAUGAGAGCCCGUCACCAUCCCCAGCCCAGCCCGCCAGUCAUGCGGAGAAUGGAACGUCAAGAACAAUCCCCUACACGACCUCCAAAGCUCACGUCAUUCUCUGUUUUGGACAUUUUAGACCCGAACAAAUUCACGAAAUCGCCAUCAGUAAUGGGCCGUGAUUCGGACUGUCUUUCGUCCCCGAAUGAUGAUCAAGAUGAACGAUUGUCGCCUGACUUCUCCCUGGCUCAUCAUGCAGUAUCCACCGCCUCUCCGUUCUUUUCUCAUCGGACACCGGGUCGGUUGCUAGCCGUGCGCCCCCGCUCAUCUCCCGGCGUACCACACGACAGCGACAAUUGCGGCGCAGAUUCCGACCACUCCCUUGUCGACGAUCAUAUCAAAGACUCGAUGUCGCCACCAGCUGAUCACAUCGACAUCAGUGAACAUGACGAUGAUGACUGCAGCCAUCUCGACGAUGAUCGGGACUUAAAAGACCAUGAUAUGGACGAUCGCGUGAGUGACGACGACUGCGAUGAUAAAGAUGAUGACGUUCCAGGUAAAAAGAGAAAGAGAUCAGACAGUGACAGUAACAACAAUAGUGCCAAGUCUAGCAAGCCUCGACGGGCCAGGACUGCUUUUACCUACGAACAACUAGUCGCGUUGGAAAAUAAAUUCAAAACGACGAGAUACCUCAGCGUAUGUGAACGUCUCAAUCUCGCUCUGUCUCUGAGCUUGACCGAAACCCAAGUCAAGAUCUGGUUUCAAAAUCGACGCACGAAAUGGAAGAAGCAGAAUCCUGGUAUGGAUCCUAACGCACCAACGACCACGUCUGUGACUGCGACACAACCAUCCCCACCCCUGUCCGCAGCGGGUCUCCAUGCCGCUGCCUACGGCCCAGGACUCAUGUAUGGUUCGCAUCUAACAUACCACUCGCCAUUACACGCCGCGGGAGCUGCUAUGCCCUACGUCAUGGGCUCGCCUAUGUUCACUCACAUGCAUGGUCAUCAUUACUUUUCGCACUCGGGUCAUGUAUAGCCCCGUUAAAACGUGGCGCCUCGCCCUGUAGUCCGAGUGGACUUAUCUCAAACUUUUAUGUUGCUGGUGUAAAGCUUGACACAUGCCAUUCGCUUGCCACACACUUCAUGACUGUUUUCACCUAUCACCAUAAUCACCAUGUACAUAAAAGUGGCCAUGUAUUCGAACACAGUAAGUUAGCCAUGCCAAAGCAAGACCGAAUUUUUCCUCUUGCAUUUUAUGUAACACAUUCAACGCCAACAUCUUUUAAUCAAAGCAGAAAAGACCUACCAUGUAGGCCUAUAACCUGUGGUAAUUGUAGAAUGGGGAACCGGCUGGAAAUUAUCAGUCGAUACUAUUUUUUAGUGAAUGGAUGAGUUGCAACACUCAUUCUCUCUAUACGUACAUGUCACAGUAGCACCAAUGGCAGUAAGUGAUCGAAAAAACAUUGACAAUGAAUGAUGCAAUUUGUGUAAAUAUCUUACGACAUUCGUAUAGCCUAACUAUUAAUACACAAACAUGGUAUUUCAAAGCACAAAGACAUAAAUUGUGAGAGAGACAUUAUAUCGUUGGAAAUGAAUAAGAGUGGUGAGAACAUCACUGUUGAACACAACCACUUGUCUGUCUGUAUAAAUACGAGCAGUUAUAUAUUAAUAUUUGUCAACCGCCAUUUCUCUUUGUUAAAGUUUUACGUUUACAUACUAUUAUCCAUCACGAUUUAAGCCUUUCAAACUCUGACAUCAGUUAAUGUUAUCUGUAAGUUUACAUUAUUUUCAAUGAUUUCCCCGAAUAGACUUCCUGAAGUUAUACCCAAGACAGUUUCAAGUUUCAAAAACUCUGCCCUCUUUGUCUUGGUACUGACAUACGUACUAUUGUAUCCAAAAUAUAUUGGGUGCUUUUCUCAAAUAAUGUCCCACCAAACAAUCUCUUUGUUUAUUUUUUCUCGUUUUUACGUUGAAUUUGGUUGUAAUUCCCAUGCUAAAAAAUAG